AGUCGAAAAAUGGCAGAGCCCCUCCAUUUAGGGGUCAACGAUGUUCCAAGUAUUAAGGGAAUUCUUGGGUUUGGGUUUCAGCAAGCAAUGUUGUGCAUGUCGGGUCUCCUUGUAUAUCCAUUUCUUAUUUCCAAUUGUGCGUGUGCUGGUGCGGCAGCUGUUCAACUACGGGUUCAAUUAAUAUCAGCUACAUUUGUUUCGUGUGGAAUUGCAACGAUUUUUCAGACGACUUUUGGAUUACGAUUAUCAGUACUUCAUGGUCCAGCAAUGGCAUUUCUUCCACCACUAUUCGCCUAUAAAACUCAAAAUCUAUGUCCGUACACUGAGCAUGAUGAGGUUCCUCCUGAAUUUUGGAUGGAGAGAAUGAGAGAGAUACAAGGAAGCCUCCUCCUAGCCUGUUUCGUGUUUAUUCUUGUUGGAAUGACUGGAAUUGCUGGACAUCUUUCCAAGUUAAUAGGACCUAUCACAAUAGUCCCUUUAAUGCUUCUUCUGACCACAUCAAUCGUUCCAACAAUUGAAGAAAAACUGUCACUUCACUGGAUAUCAAUGGUUAUGCUUCUAGUCGUAGUCAUGAUGGCUGUAUACUUGGAGAAUACAAGAGUUCCCUUCUACUAUUACAAUACUGAAAAGAAGCAGAUUGUAUCUACAAAAGUGAGAUUGUUCGGACAAUUUCCGUACCUCCUAAGUAUGCUUUUUGUCUGGUUUAUCUGCUUCAUAAUGACCAUAACCGACCUGGAGCCAUAUAAUGGAGCAGCGCGGACGGAUAACAAUGUAACCAUGAUGGUACUGAGGGAAUCCCCAUGGUUUCAAGUUCCAUUGCCAUUUCCAUUUGGAAUUCCAAAAAUUAGUGCUGGAAUAUUCUUCGGUUAUAUUGCAUCCGUCCUUGCCUCGAUUAUUGAGAAUAUUGGAAGUUAUGAUCUUUUGGCAAGAACAAGUCAACAGAAACCACCACCAAAAGAUGCAAUCAACAGAGCAAUUGCUAUGGAAGGUGUCGGAAGUCUAAUCGCAGCAGUAACCGGUGUAAGUAGCGGAGUAACCACUUACGCAGAGAAUAUAGCUCUCAUUCAUAUUACAAAAGUCGCGAGUCGAGCUACAAUGCAGUUUGCUGGCUUUAUCCUUAUCAUGUUAGGUCUUUUCUCGAAAUUUGCCGCAAUUUUGGCGUCGAUUCCUGAUGCUCUGGUUGGUGGAUUAUUGACAAUGGGUAUAUCAAUGAUUGGUGGAGUUGCUAUGAGCAAUUUGCAAAUGAUCGAUCUCAACCUGUGCAGAAACCUUUCAAUAAUGGGACUUUCUCUACUUCUUGGAUUAAUAGUUCCACUUCAUUUUGAGAAACAUCCAGUUAACACUGGCCACUUUGAAAUUGAUCAUAUUUUGAAUAUGCUUUUAAAUAUUAAAAUGCUCGUCGGAGGAGUUGUUGCUACUUUCUUGGAUAACACUGUUCCAGGAGCAACUCGUGCUCAACGAGGCUUCCGGGAACACCAUCGAGUACCUUCUGAAUCUGAUGUUUCAACUUCUAAUUCAUCUGAAACAUCUGGUGCUUCUUUUGAAGUUCUUCCUUCAUCUGAUGCCUAUACAUUCCCAGAAGUCUUUCAACGGCUUCUAAGAGCUUUUCCAGUUCUCCAAUUAUUACCAAUUUUGCCAAAGCUUUCAAAAUCUCAGUUUAAAACCAAUCGGGUGUAACAUUGUACUGUUUGACAGUUUUUCCGUUGUAAAUAAAUAAGAAUUGUUUUGA
This is a messenger RNA of Caenorhabditis elegans, 1729 nucleotides long. RefSeq names its product Solute carrier family 23 member 2 (gene Y59E9AL.4). The record is from RefSeq and is marked reviewed. Gene Ontology annotation, biological process: transmembrane transport. Gene Ontology annotation, molecular function: transmembrane transporter activity. Lineage: Eukaryota; Metazoa; Nematoda; Chromadorea; Rhabditida; Rhabditidae. The transcript is spliced from 10 exons. Gene Ontology annotation, cellular component: membrane. Bases 10 to 1677 code for a protein of 555 amino acids.